Ciona intestinalis (vase tunicate) is the source of this 1643-nucleotide messenger RNA. RefSeq names its product citrate synthase, mitochondrial-like. Gene Ontology annotation, cellular component: mitochondrial matrix. The record is from RefSeq and is a predicted model, not a curated record. NCBI's taxonomy places the organism in Eukaryota, Metazoa, Chordata, Ascidiacea, Phlebobranchia, Cionidae. Gene Ontology annotation, biological process: citrate metabolic process; carbohydrate metabolic process; tricarboxylic acid cycle.
GCGUACUGGACGAUGAUUGGUUAAAAUUGAAACCACUGAAGCAUAUCUACCGACCUUAAGCCCUAACCCCCCUAACCUGGAUUUCAUUUCUCGCAAACUUCAGUCGAAUAUUCUACAAAUCAUGGCUUUCCGGAAUUCAAUUCAAAAAGUUUUCCCAAACCUGCAAUCUUUAAACCGAGGAUUGGCUGUCGGUUCGAGGAGGUAUGUUUCCGCAUCUACCGACCUGAAAGAAGUUCUAGCAGCAAAAAUCCCUGAAAAACAAUCGGAGAUUAAAGAAUUUAAAAAAGAAUUCGGCGGCGCCAAAGUGGGCGAUGUAUCGGUGGACAUGAUGUAUGGUGGUAUGCGUGGGAUCAAGGGGAUGGUUUGGGAACCUUCAGUACUUGACCCUGAAGAAGGGAUUCGAUUCCGAGGUUACACAAUCCCAGAUUGCCAAGAUUUGCUUCCAACUGCUGCAGGUGGUGAACAACCUUUACCUGAAGGUUUGUUUUGGCUUCUAUGUACCGGUGACAUACCAAGUAAAGAUCAAGUUCAGUGGUUGAGUCGCGAAUGGGCAAAUAGAGCUGAUCUUCCCACGCAUAUUGUAAACUUGUUGGACCAACUGCCCAGCAGCGUGCACCCUAUGUCUCAACUAAGCGCCGCGCUCAGUGUGUUAAAUACCGAAUCCAAGUUUGCGCAAGCAUAUUCCGACGGUGUUCACAAGAACGAAUAUUGGCAACAUAUUUACGAAGAUGCGAUGAACCUUAUCGCCAAGAUACCGAUCAUCGCUGCAAAGAUUUACCGGAACUUAUAUCGCGAGGGCAAAUUCAACGGAACCAUCGACGAAAACGCUGAUUGGUCGUUAAACUUCUGCAAUAUGCUCGGGUACAACGAUCCAGAGUUUAUCGAGUUGAUGAGACUUUACCUUGUGAUACAUUCCGACCACGAGGGGGGAAACGUUAGCGCUCACACAUCUCAUCUAGUGGGAAGCGCGCUCAGUGAUCCUUACCUGUCCAUGGCUGCUGCUAUGAAUGGGCUCGCUGGACCUUUGCAUGGGUUGGCCAACCAAGAAGUUCUUGUUUGGUUGACGGGAGUUUACAAGGAGCUUGGCGGGAAAGAAGUUACCGAUGAAGAAUUGCGAAAAUACAUCUGGGAUACUUUGAUGAGUGGACGGGUUGUGCCGGGGUACGGACAUGCUGUGCUGAGGAAGACUGACCCACGUUAUACUUGCCAGCGUGAGUUUGCAUUGAAACAUCUUCCUGACGAUCCAAUGUUUAAACUGGUCGGCCAACUCUACAAGUUGGUUCCUGAUAUUCUGCUUGAACAAGGGAAAGCCAAGAACCCAUGGCCCAACGUAGAUGCGCACAGUGGGGUGUUGUUGCAGUAUUAUAAGAUGACCGAGAUGCAAUACUACACCGUGUUGUUCGGGGUUUCCCGCGUCCUCGGUUGUCUCUCUCAACAAAUAUGGAGCCGAGCUCUCGGCUUGCCGCUGGAACGACCAAAGUCCAUGAGCACCGAAGGAUUGAAAAAAUUCGUCAAGAAAUAAAUUGUUUAAAAAUAAGUUUAUAAUUUAUUAGAAGUUUGUGUUAAAUAUGUUGCUAUAUUGAUUAACCAAUGUAAAGUUCGAUUGUGCGUUAGCGAGAAUAAAUAUUUGUUCAAGUCCAUGG